Messenger RNA from Acanthosepion pharaonis, 612 nucleotides. NCBI's taxonomy places the organism in Eukaryota, Metazoa, Mollusca, Cephalopoda, Sepiida, Sepiidae. The record is from the annotation of a GenBank genome assembly.
AUGAAAAAUGCAUCUCUUUUUGCCUUAUCUUUUCUUCUUUUUAUGAGAGUUUUAAAGUUUAAUGAUAUCUCCCAAUUUUCUCUCCACUUCCUCUCUUCAAUAUCUAUCUAUCUAUCUAUCUAUCUAUCUAUCUAUCUAUCUAUCUAUCUAUCUAUCUAUUAUUCACUUAAUAUCUAUCUAUGUUUCUAUCUAAUUCGUUUGUUCAUAUCUAUCUAUCUAUUUCGUUCAUGUCUAAGUCUAUAUCUAUCUCUCUAUCGGUGUACUCUAUUCAUAUCUAUCUAUCUAUCUAUCUAUCUAUCUAUCUAUCUAUCUAUCUAUCUAUCUAUCUAUUAUUCACUUAAUAUCUAUCUAUGUUUCUAUCUAAUUCGUUUGUUCAUAUCUAUCUAUCUAUUUCGUUCAUGUCUAAGUCUAUAUCUAUCUCUCUAUCGGUGUACUCUAUUCAUAUCUAUCUAUCUAUCUAUCUAUCUAUCUAUCUAUCUAUCUAUCUGUGCAUUCUGUUCAUGUCUAACUCUAUAUCUGUCUAUCUCUCUAUCGGUGUACUCUAUUCUUAUCUAUGUUUGUUUCUAUCUAUCUAUCUAUCUAUCUAUCUAUCUAUCUAUCUCAGUCUGUUAA